This is a messenger RNA of Bactrocera tryoni, 618 nucleotides long. RefSeq lists its product as uncharacterized. Lineage: Eukaryota; Metazoa; Arthropoda; Insecta; Diptera; Tephritidae. The record is from RefSeq and is a predicted model, not a curated record. The coding region runs from base 1 to 618 and encodes 205 amino acids. The transcript is spliced from 4 exons.
AUGUCAACGAUUCCAACGGCAGAGCUUCUUACGGCUGAUGUUGUACAAGUUAAAGUCGGUGCAUGCUCUGACUCCGGCAACAUAACCAAAGCGCAAGAUAAGAAAACCCAAACACCUCAAAAAGUGGCUAUACAGACCGGAAUGGAUCAGUACAUUACCAUCAAGCUAUUCCCGCAAACUGGUAAAAACUUCCCCAAAAAGUUUCAAAAUCGACAAUCACCUAAAUUUCUGCCUAAACGGCAACAAUUUGGGCGAACUAUUGCAGAUCACCAUCAUAAACUGAAUGAUUAUAGUAAAUAUAUAUCAGACUCAAAGUCUCGGAAUAUAGACGAGGAUGAACAGCCAUGUUCUUCAUGUGGUGGCAAGAAUAAGAAACCUCCCACAAAAACUGACAGCAAUAUAAUGACUAGGAAUAUUAAAUGUAAUUGCAAAGGAUAUCAACAUGAAUGUCUAUGCAGCCCGAGAAAAGCUCCACGCUCAUUAUACGAUACCUGGUAUUCAGUCUUCAACAUGAAUGCGCCCUUGCCGUUCCUAACAACGAAAUUGAGGAUAUUCCGCAAAAAGAAAAAUAUUUGGUUCCAAACUGCUCCAUCAAUAACGUAUUUAUUACAUUUUUAA